AAUAAACAAUACAGUUUCGUUUCGACCUCAAAAUUUUUAACCAAUAUCAAAGUAUUAUAAAAACGUUUGUCGCUUUUGAGUUGCUAUGUAUCCGGGCUCGACCUGGAAACAGCGACACGACCCGAAGAUUUCGAAUUUUGAAGCUUAUAUCCAGGGUUCGGCUAGUUUGGUUGUUGUUCCCACGCGUUGCGUGCACGCAGGGCUCGAAUCAAGGGCCAACUGUUGAUCUUACGACCCGUGCGAAGGAGCUAGUUUUAUAUAAAUGGGAAAAAAAUAAAGCGAGAUCUCGAAUCUGAUGUCAGAUGCUGUGACCUAGAUUGUCCCGGGAGGAAAGGAGGGCCUUCACCACCCACGAAACGACUUUGAUGCGCCGUUUGUUUAAUCUCCGGGUCGGAAUUAUCGUCUGAGAAGUAAUAAACGUACGGAUGUUAUUUUGACAACAAAAUUAAUUUAAAUGAAGAACGAAAUUAAACUCGGAAAAUAUAAAACUGAGGAAGUUCACAAAGCAAAAAGAAGCUGCAGAGUAAAUAUUUUUUACAAAUAUUUUUUCAUGUAGGCGAAGGUAAGAUGAAAUGAAAUAUCCACCUAAAAAAGAAGACCGUUUUUUAAAUUACAUGGAAAUAAGCCUUUGAUUGUUACAAGUUUUACUCCUUGAUAUUGUUUUAUAGAUCAGUUUUCAAUUCAAUGGGCAAUUUUUCCAACAACAUAUAGAAAUAACAAUAAAAACACACGCAAACUCUAUUAUAUGCCAGAAUUAUAUCGUCUGAGAAGUAAUAAAGCGUACGGUUGUUAUUUCGACAACAAAAUUAAUUUAAAUGAAAGAACGAAAUUAAGCUCGAAAAAUACAAAACAGGAGACGUUCGCAAAGCAAAAACCAGUUGCAGAGUAAAUAUAUUUUACAAAUAUAUAUCGGAUCUACAAAGAUCAAUUUUCAAUCCAGUGGGAAAUUUCAAUGGGCUACUCGACGUCUCCGUUUAUUGUCAUACGCUGGAUUGACGCCAAAUGUCAUAAACUUCAAGAAGAGCAAAUUUCGGCAUGGGCAAAAAAAAUCGGAGACGACUUAUGGAAGCUGGGGGAGGUUACAACAAAAUUUAAAGAAAUACAAGGAAGCUACCUUUUUUUCAACGCACAAGUCGAAGAGAAAAAAUUAGAAGAUCUGAUUUUAGAAGUAGGGAAGGACAUAGAGCGCAUGAUGGACCGAAAAAGUGACGCUAUUAAGUGUAUUUCGGAAAAAGCUGAAAGUGCCGCUGAAGCCCGAGAGUACAACGGUUCGGACUUCCAGUACUACAGCUCCAAAUAUUCAAACGUGGUAAACGAACCCAAAGUGGAGUUGCCAGAAGGAGUUACUGAAAAUGAAGACAUGUAUUUAACACUGGAACUUAACCACGAUACGCACUUUUACAAUUUGGCUGUAGAUACCGCGAGAAGUUCGGUUCAUGUUCCGACCAACAUUUAUGACAAACACAAAGAUCCAGCCUUUGCAAUUCAGUGGUCAGAAGAGUUGGAUGAAGUUUUUGUUCAAAAUUAUAAUUCAGAUCCUGCGCUGUCUUGGCAGUAUUUUGGAAGUAGUACAGGAAUUUUGAGACAUUAUCCAGCAAAGAAGUGGCCAGAUUUUGCAAAGGACGAGUUCGAUUGUCGUGUCAGAACUUGGUACAUUGAAGCCGCCACUUGCACCAAAGACGUAAUUAUUCUCGUAGACAGUUCUGGGUCGAUGGAUGGAAUGGGCAGACACAUUGGAGCUUUAACUGUCAAUACUAUCCUUGACACUUUUUCCAACAACGAUUACGUUAACGUUUUGUUUUACAGUAAUGAAACCACAAACUUUUCGAUUCCGUGUUUUAGAGACCUGUUAGUACAAGCUACACCCGAAAACAUAAUGAUAUUCAAAGAAGCAAUACGUCACUUUUAUCCUUCCGGGAAAACUGAUUUACCUCAGGCUUUACAAAUGGCUUUUGAUAUUCUAGAAAAGUAUCGUGAAAAACGUGGAUGCAAUACUCCUCCUGGUGACGAGGAAGACGGGAAGAGUAAAGCUUGCAACCAAGCAAUUAUGUUAGUCACUGACGGCAUUAUACGAAAUUUGAGUGACAUAGUCAUAAAGAAUAAUCAUCUAGAGGGUGGUAAUAUUCCAGUACGAAUUUUUACAUAUUUGAUAGGUAAAGAAGUGACGAAUGUUGCUGAAAUCAGAUGGAUGGCUUGUGCCAACAGAGGAUUUUACACCCAUGUGCAAACUCUGGAACAAGUUACUUCAGCCGUACUGCAAUAUAUUAACGUCAUUGCUAGACCCUUGGUGUUACAAGCUGAUGAUCACCCUAUAUCGUGGACUCACGCGUACAUAGAUAUGACUUAUGACGAUACAAAAGAUGACCAAAUUAACGUCCCCUAUAGACUUUUAACGUCAGCCGCGGUUCCAGCCUUUGACAAGAAAAGUAACCGCAAUAACCAAACUAGAGUGGCAAAGUUAUUAGGAGUGGCAGGAACUGACGUUCCUAUUGACGAAAUUGAGAAACUAACUUUGCCUUAUAAAUUAGGUGUUAACGCUUAUGCAUUCAUUGUAAGUAACAAUGGUUACGUUCUGAUGCACCGAGACUUUCGACCAAUGUUUGAAGGAAACUUGCGUAAGAACUACAACAGCAUAGAUCUGGUGGAGGUGGAACAGUUUGAUGAAGAGUUACCAGCAAGAGUGAUUUCUUCAGAACUGGAAAAUUUACGAAAUAGUAUUGUCAAUGGUUCCCAGGGAAAAAUUGGUGGUAUUCCUGUUAAGUACCACUAUGACAAUAUGAGACGUGUCACUACCGAUAAAUAUGACUUUUAUUACGUUCCUUUGAACCAAACCCCAUUUUCUCUAGCUUUUGCUGUACCCGAUGGUUAUGGACACUUUUCACUGCACGUCGAAGACGAAAUCAGAAAUGACAGACAUAAACCUGGAGUGAAAAUUACUGACUAUUUUAAUGGUUCUAAUUGGAAAAUACACCCUAAAUGGGUGUACUGCAAAUAUCACUAUCUGGAAGGACACGAAUAUGCGACACCAGAGAUGGAAAUAAUUCAUUUUCUGGAGAAAGUCAACAACGCUGAUUUUAUUUGGGAAAAACAGUACGAAAGUAGUGCAACGGAAGAAUUAACCAAAGUUGAUUGUGGCCGCAAAACCCACGAACCUGACGACUACUACUGCGACCAACAUCUAGUGGAAAGGCUGGUUUUUGACGCUAAGAAUACGUUUGCGGCCUUUGAAGGCGCAUCUUGGAAGGACGUGGAUCACUGGUUCAAGGCUUACAAUAUCACUCUUCGGUUUGUAGCAACGAUGAGCGGUUUGACUCGGUGGGAAUACAUUUCAAAGGAGGUAGAAAGCAACACGAAGAAAGAAUUCGGUGACUGGCAUUCCAAGGCUAUCGAUGAAACGUGGUAUAAAAGUGCCGUGAUUCAACAUCGCUAUGAUCCUGAGUCUUUUGUUUAUUCUGUGCCUUUUGAUUUGCAAGAAAAUGAGGAGGUAAUGGUAACAGCAAGUUAUGCAGUUUAUCUUUCGGAUGCAGAAACCAACGCUCCUGGCUGCGUCGUAGGAUUCCAGUUCGCACAUAAGAAUUUUGUGGAAAUUGUGAAAAAAGUGACUGAGCACGUUGCGAGUGCGUGUGCAAAUUGCAGCACUUGUGAUGGUAAAAAUCUGACGUGUUAUAUAAUUGACGCAGAUGGUUACAUUGUAGUGUCUCAUUCUAAUAAGAGUGAGGAUUCUAGUAACACGGGAAGAUUUUUUGGAGAAAUUGCAAAUGACAUUAUGGAAUCGAUGGUUAACGAAAAGAUUUUUGAAAAAGUUACUAUUUAUGAUUAUCAGGCUGUUUGUAAUGUUAAUGACGAUGGAAUCAGCGAUGCCAGUAUUUUGUUUACUCCACUACAUUAUUUAAAGUCGCUAAUUAGUUGGUGUAUCUUGAAACUAUCGUGGGUGACUUUGGAAGUCAAUCUUUAUAAUUUGUGGAAGCCCAUUUACACAUUUGCUAAUGACAUUAGUGAAGCCCUGAACGACACGGAAGCAGAAGAAGUGGUGGUGGUGGAACAUGACGAAAGCGACUACUAUGAUUGUGAAAAGUAUAGGAACUUAUAUAUGUUACAGCAGAAGAAAAAUGAAUAUAUACGAGAUAAUUUGGUGGUGGAAAUACCUGCCAAUAACCAUAGCUGUAAAUCUUACUAUAUUAAAAAAAUACCUCACAGCAACCUUUUAUUUGUUGCUAUAAACCAUACAAAAAAACACGAGUGCCAUGUCCCUUCUCGUUUACAUUCCACUAAGCCGAGAAAAAUCGAAUAUAAUGACAGCAUGAGUUACUCUUGCCAAAAACUCGAUCUGAAUAAUCUUCCUAGAAGAAGAUUAGCUGGUUGUUAUAACGAACAUCCUCUGGAAAGCGAAAUAAGAAUUUGCGGUCGAUCAGCCACAACGAAAAUCGGGUACCUUACAAUAAUUGUGUGUUUAUUAAGUCGGUACUUGUAAAUAAGUGCAAUUGUAAAUGUGUAAAUAAAGAUAAUGUUAUUUUUCCCA
Zophobas morio is the source of this 4519-nucleotide messenger RNA. RefSeq names its product Ca[2+] channel Muscle-specific alpha2/delta subunit (gene Ca-Ma2d). Gene Ontology annotation, molecular function: voltage-gated calcium channel activity. Gene Ontology annotation, cellular component: voltage-gated calcium channel complex. The record is from RefSeq and is a predicted model, not a curated record. Bases 953 to 4471 code for a protein of 1172 amino acids. The transcript has 20 exons. NCBI's taxonomy places the organism in Eukaryota, Metazoa, Arthropoda, Insecta, Coleoptera, Tenebrionidae.